Aspergillus alliaceus is the source of this 4758-nucleotide messenger RNA. RefSeq names its product putative phosphatidate cytidylyltransferase. The transcript is spliced from 3 exons. Gene Ontology annotation, biological process: dolichyl monophosphate biosynthetic process. The record is from RefSeq and is a predicted model, not a curated record. Bases 1 to 4758 code for a protein of 1585 amino acids. Gene Ontology annotation, molecular function: dolichol kinase activity. Lineage: Eukaryota; Fungi; Ascomycota; Eurotiomycetes; Eurotiales; Aspergillaceae. Gene Ontology annotation, cellular component: endoplasmic reticulum membrane.
AUGUUAUCACCAGCAAACACAAACACAGGCCUAAACGUGAUCGCCCUAAUAUCCGGAGGAAAAGACUCCCUCUACUCCCUCCUCCACUGCCUCUGCAACGGCCACAAAGUAAUCGCCCUAGCAAACCUCCACCCCGCCCCCGAUGCCCAAACAGAAGACCUCGACAGCUUCAUGUACCAAACCAUCGGCCACAAUGUAAUCCCGCUGUACGAAUCCGCCCUGGGUAUCCCGCUUUACCGCGCCCCUAUCUCAGGCGGCGCAGUCGACACAGCUCGCAUCUACCGCUCCGAUGCAGAGGACCAGAUGGCCGAGUCCGUCGCUGAAGAUGAAACGGAGUCGUUGGUUCCGCUUCUCAGGCGCGUGAUGCGCGCCCAUCCUGAGGCGAAUGCGCUCUCUGCUGGGGCCAUCUUGUCGACGUAUCAGCGGACGAGGAUUGAAAAUGUUGCGGCGCGGUUGGGGCUCUCCCCGCUGGCGUGGUUGUGGAUGUAUCCUGAGCUUCCGGCACCCGGGGAGAGGAGGGGGUUGGCUACGCAGGCUGGGCUGUUGGAGGAUAUGGCUGCUGUUGGGUGUGAGGCGAGGAUUAUUAAGGUUGCUUCUGGGGGGUUGGAUGAGGGGGCACUUUGGGGGGAUGUUUCGAGUAAGGAUGGUGUUGUGAGAAAGAGGGUGGAGAGGGGGAUGAGGAGGUUUGUUACUGGGGGGGAUAUUAGUGGGGCAGUUUUGGGGGAGGGGGGUGAGUAUGAGAGCCUUGCGAUUGAUGGGCCUGGAUUUCUUUGGAAGGCAAGGAUUGAGAUUGAGGAGAGGGAGGUGUGUACCGGUGAGGGAGGCGUUGGGUUUGUGAGGUUGAGGGGGGCGAAGUGUGUAGCUAAAGAGGAUGGGUUGGAUAUGCGGCCGGAGGAUGUGAGACGGCCGGCGUUGCUGGAUGAGACGUUUGCUCGGGUUUAUGAUGGGUUGUUGCCAUUGAGGGUUCUGGAGGCCCCCUCUGUGAAACCGAGGGAUUCGGCUGCGUGGCGCCUGCCAGAGGUCUCUCAGUCGAGGAAUGGUGGGACUUGGGCUGUUUCCAAUAUCACUGCGCCUGAGGCGGGCCCUGGCGCGGGCGAGCAGAUGGAGGUCAUUGCAGAGAAGAUACGGGGGAUUCUAGAUGCUACUGGUACGCGGAUGGCGGCGGAUAUUGUCUUUGCUACUGUUUUGAUUCGCUCUAUGGUGGAUUUUCCGUUGAUGAACAAUAUCUAUGUUUCGCUUUUCAAGAAGCCAAACCCUCCCGCGAGAGCUACUGUGGCCUGCGGGGACAGUCUCCCCGAAGGGGUCAAGAUCAUGGUCUCGCUGGUCGUCGAUUUAGGUUCUAGGGAUCUACGGCAAGGCCUCCAUGUUCAGUCCCGGUCAUACUGGGCUCCGGCCAAUAUUGGGCCGUAUUCACAGGCCAUGUCCAUCCCAACAAACACAUCAGAGCGGCUGGUGUACAUCGCUGGUCAGAUACCUCUGGAGCCAGCGUCGAUGAAUAUAGUCGCUGGGCCUCAGCCAUGGCUUGAAAGCUACUCCUUGCGAGCUGUGUUGGCUUUGCAGCACAUGUGGAGGAUCGGGGCCGCCAUGCAGGUUGACUGGUGGCUGGGAUCAGUUGCGUACCUGACAGGGGACCACAUCGGCGCUAAAGCUCAAGUAGCAUGGCAUCUGUGGGAGACGAUGCAUGCCCAGCACACGGAUUCAGACGGGGAAGACGAAGAGCCAACUUUGGAUGCUUGGGAUAUAAAGUAUGGGGGACGAGCUCACGAACAACCGAUCAAGCCUGAAGCGGCUGCUUUGCCUAAUAUGUCCAUUGUGCAGUCGGACGUAUUGGUUCCUCCAUUCUUUGCCGUUCAGGUGGCUGAACUACCCCGAGGUAGCGAUGUCGAAUGGCAGGGCCUGGGUUACCGAUGUGGUGGCCUGAAGAUGGUUGCAGAAGAUUUGGACGUUGGUCGCAAGAUCGACACUAUCACCGAGAAUCUGCGCUACACAGGAAUCGAAAUUGACGAAUUUGACUCUGACUUGGACUCAUGUUUGCAGCAUAUCCUCGACAGAUACUCCGCGCGAUCUGUUUCGCAUGCAAUCCUCUACACGGCACAGCCGCUGUUCGGGAACUUUUGGCCGGGCCAGGUUGUGCCUUGCAUGUCAGUAUGGGGCCAGAAAGGGCGGCAAUUAGCGGCUGGGAUCAUCCUCCAGACGCAUAACCCCACGGACGCGCGGACCUCCACCGAUCUCCGACAACUUACCCGGUCGCCACACCCGUAUCAUCGCAAAGGCUCCAAGCGCUCCGAACCGCAUUUGCUGCCUACAGAAUGCGGCGACCGACCAACCCCCACUUACUGGCCGAAAACGUCAAGUGAUAGCGGUACCGAGGCAGAUGAUGAGAGUACGGGAUUUUUAAAAGGACUUCCGGCGCCCCCGCUUCGACAUCGGAAAGGAUUGCGUUCGAAUUUGAACGGUGCCGCGGAUCAGCAUGACUUGUGGUUACCGCUGUUGCAACCGUGGCCCUCGUUAACACGGUCAACGUCCCGGAGCUCACGACGGAGCUCCAGUGAGGAUACAGGAGCUAGGAGGGUAGAUUUGCGAGGGAAGGCCGGGAAAAAGCGUGUUGAGAUUUUGCAGAGGCUGUUGGAGACUGGUCUGCUAUUAUCCGUGGGCGCGGUUGUGCUGUUGCAGGAGAGCGCGAGGUCACUUGCCUGGGCUUGGAGGAAAGAACUGCUUGCCCAUGCUCUUCUUGUCACCGGACUGUACGCAGCUUACCCACUAAGGAGAAAUGGACGCUUACGACUUUCGGGACUAUACUCCUUCACCAUCCCAACCAGAUUCGAUCCCGCACCGCUCCUUUAUCCGAUUCUGAUACCCAUAUACACAUCGUUAUCCUUGUCCCGUAGUAGCCCUGCGUUAAUACUACUAAACGUCCUCCUUAGCCUUUCGUGUCUGCCGGCCCCGGUCAUUCCACUACGUGAGUGGAUGCACGGCCACAGUGUCAUCCAUUGGUUGGUGACGUUGAUACCCAUUAUUGUCUCGGAGCAUGUUUCUGACGAUCAUGCAAUACCCAAGCCUCUCACGCUUCGCGGCCUCAAUUCUGAAGUUUUGACUCUUGUUUUUCCGUUGCAUCAAGCAUUGAUACCCACUCUAGAUUUCUUAUUAACUACCAGUGUUCUUCCAGCAGAAUUGCAGCUUUUGACGAGCGCUCUUGUGAAUCUAUUUUUGUUUGCAAGCUCCCCACAGGCAGAAAUCCUUAAGGCGCUGUUGUGGCUAGGCGGCUUGUGCAUUUUUAUCUCCUGUCGGCAUGUCCUCCGCUGGGAGGUCGCUCUAGCUAGGAUCCCCAGCUGGAAAUUCAGACGGUCGCCCAGUGGUUCGCAAUCACGGAAGAAUCUUCUGUACGUUAUCGACCAUAAACUUUGCCAGAGACUGAGCCGGACUGGCUCUUCCGAGGAUGCCAUGUCAGACAGCGAAUCCGAGGCUCACAUAGCACCAAAUUCGCGCCGAACAACGCAAGAGUUCCGAGAGAAAGCUCUAUCUGGCGAAGGGGCUGAGAAGGUUCUCCAAAAUGGUCGACAGCACGCGGCGCAUAGAAGACGACAUACUAUCUCCAGCGUGGAGGAGGUUGCGCAUCCGGAGCGCAUCAGAACAACCCCCAGUGGCCGACGGAAACGAUCGAUGGCUCCUGGUCUGGCAUCCUUCCUGUCGCUGACCGUACCACAAGCACAGGUGCGGAAAUGGUUAUAUGCCCUCUACGUGUACAUGGCCGUGGCGAUCGUCAUCAUAGGCCCAGUGCGAAAAUACGUGGGCGACCGCGCAUUGCAUGGGGAGGAUCCCUUUGGGUGGGCUUUGAGUUACCUACUGGGAAACAUCUCCUGGUUCAGAUUCUGGGUGUUCAUGUGGAACCUGGAGUACUGGAUUCCUCUUCCUACUCGCUCGGACGAGAUGGAGUGUUCGCUCGGAUGGAUGGAGUGUCUCCGGAAAAACUCCUUUGGGGAAGCCAACACACGUCUUUUGAUUGCUGCUCACUGCAUCGUAGUGCUUGUGACCGGCUUGGGGGUUGUCUUCCAGCUGAGCUCCAUCGUGGAAGUGGAUACAAGGCGCAAGGUCUUCCACGGGAUGAUGGUGUUGAUGUUUCUUCCGAGCAUAUAUGUUGACCCUGCGUUUUGCGCUCUCGCGCUGGCUUUGGUCCUGUCCAUUUUCCUCCUCUUAGAUCUUUUCCGAGCCUCUCAAAUGCCGCCGAUUUCUCGACCAUUGACUUAUUUCCUUGCGCCCUAUGUCGACGGCCGUGACCAUCGGGGACCUGUCAUCAUCUCCCACAUCUUCCUUCUCAUCGGAUGUUCUAUCCCACUGUGGCUUUCUUUGGCGGAUAUUGCCCGAUUGGAAGACCAACCGUGGGGCGCGUGGAACGUCCAAUCCCGGGAGGUCAGUAUGGUCAGCGGAGUGGUCUGUGUCGGUCUAGGCGAUGCAGCUGCCUCCCUGGUGGGUCGUCGUUUUGGUCGGCGUAAAUGGUUUUGGGGUGGAGGAAAGUCCCUUGAGGGUAGUGUGGCUUUUGCGGGCGCCGUGACCGGGGGGCUAAUGUUUGCCCAGUGGUGGCUUGCCGCGGGCCAGUGGGCUGUGCCUGGGGAGGAUCAACCAUCCUGGUUUUGGACGGGUUGCAAAGCGGUCAUAGCAGCUGCAGGCACUAGUGCGACCGAAGCAAUCCUGACGGGGUGUAAUGAUAAUGUCGUCGUACCGAUCGUGUUGUGGCUCCUCGUCCGAGGACUUGGUCUGUGA